Messenger RNA from Orbilia oligospora ATCC 24927, 3486 nucleotides. RefSeq lists its product as uncharacterized. The record is from RefSeq and is a predicted model, not a curated record. Gene Ontology annotation, biological process: mitotic recombination; mismatch repair. The transcript is spliced from 11 exons. Lineage: Eukaryota; Fungi; Ascomycota; Orbiliomycetes; Orbiliales; Orbiliaceae. Gene Ontology annotation, cellular component: nucleus. Gene Ontology annotation, molecular function: ATP binding; ATP-dependent DNA damage sensor activity; mismatched DNA binding. The coding region runs from base 1 to 3486 and encodes 1161 amino acids.
AUGAGCAGUCAGCGUUCGAUAUCUAGCUUUUUCACUCCGGUUGGUAGAACCGCCUCUACUUCCAAAUCAACUUCAGAUUCUGCAUCGAAACCGGGGAGUUCGAAGGCAGCUCAAACCCCUAAAGCAAACGGGUCAACCUCGAGGGCUCUAUCCAAAACGAUAGCUAAAGGCAAAGCGAAGACGAAAGUUGCCACAACUCUUGAAAUCAACGACGUAGAAGAUGAAGCCGACGAAGAGGAGGAACAAGAAGAUCUACCACCAACUACAUCUUUUUCGAAGCGUGUAAGAGCAUUUAGCGUCCAAUCAAGCAGCCAACCUCCAAGUUCGGAUUCAGCUGCGCCGGCCCCUAAACGAGCUCGACUCGAGAGACGCAUUGUCGACAACAAAGAGGAUGAUGAACAAGCUCAGCCGGAGGACCUAGUUCUGGAAGAUAGAGAGGACGAGGUGGAAGAGCCACUACCACACAAACUCAGUCACACAUCUCCCAAAAAAUCUGGGAAGGGAAUAAUCACCAAUAGAUUUGCGUUCUCUUCAAGUCAACUUGCGGAUAGCUCGGUUCAUGAAGAAGAAGAAAUAUCCCCUGAAGCGGCUUUGAGGAAAAGAAAGAACCACGAGAAGUUUGUUAAAAAGCUUGGUCGUCCAGGUGAAUUUGAGAUCCGGCUGAAAGAAAACGGCGAAGAAGGGGACGAGGAUUUAGAUGAGGAGGAAGAAGAACCCGAGAGACCGCCUGAACCGAAAAGGGGCUCAAAAGCAGCUGCAAAGCGAGGCAAAAAAUUAACACCGUUGGAGCAGCAAGUUGUGGAUAUUAAAGAAAAAUAUGCAGAUACCGUGUUAGUCGUCGAAGUUGGAUAUAAAUACAGAUUUUUUGGAGAGGAUGCAAGAAUUGCCGCCAGCGUACUCUCGAUUGUUUGUAUCCCGGGGAGAAUGAAGUUUACAUACGAUCCUUCUGAGGCUCACCUCGACAAAUUCGCAUCCGCCAGUAUCCCUGUUCAUCGUCUCCACGUCCAUGUGAAAAGGUUAAUAACCGCCGGAUAUAAAGUUGGAGUCGUUCGUCAAUUGGAAACAGCAGCGUUGAAAGCAGCUGGUGACAAUAGAAAUGCCCCUUUCGUAAGGAAGCUUACGAAUUUGUAUACGAAGGGAACAUAUAUCGACGACAUCGAUGGUGUUGAUGAACAUGACGCUGUAGGAGCGGGUUCUGGCGGCGCUGCUUCAACGGGUUACCUUCUAUGUAUUACAGAAAAACUUGGUGGGGGUGCAGGAGCCGAUGAAAAGGUUAAAGUCGGUAUUCUUGCAGUUCAGCCAUCAACAGGAGAUAUAAUAUAUGAUGAGUUCGAUGAUGGAUUCAUGCGAACGGAGAUUGAGACAAGGCUGCUGCAUAUUGCUCCAUGUGAAUUAUUGAUUCUUGGCGAGCUUUCCAAGGCUACGGAUAAACUAGUUACGCAUCUUGCGGGCAGCACGAAUAAUGUCUUUGGGGAUGGCGUGCGUGUAGAAAAGGUGGAACGACCCAAGAAAAUGCAGACUACAUCCCCAAUCCAUGUCUCUGAGUUUUAUGCUGAGAAGCUAAAAAGUGAGGCGGCGGCUCUUCCCCAAGACUUGCUCGAUAUCGUAACACAGUUACCUGACUUGGUAACUAUUUGUUUAUCGGCAAUGAUCACUCAUUUAACGGCCUACGGUCUUGAGCAUGUUUUUGACCUUACCAAAUAUUUCAAAAGUUUCAGUGCUCGUUCUCAUAUGUUAUUGAACGGGAAUACCCUGAGUAGCCUAGAGAUCUACCGUAACCAAACAGACUUUUCGGAGAAAGGCAGUCUGUUUUGGACUCUAGAUCAUACGUCAACACGGUUUGGCAGAAGGUUACUCAGAAAAUGGGUCGGGAGACCGCUAUUGGAUCGCUCUCAGUUGGAGGCACGAAUCAACGCUGUCGAGGAGAUGCUAUCCUCAACAUCGGAGAGGACGCAACAACUAAAAAACCUGUUGACAACUGUUCGUUAUGAUCUCGAGAAAGGGUUGAUCCGUAUCUAUUACGGCAAGGCUACUCGACCGGAAGUAUUUAACAUCUUAAAUACACUCUUAAGAAUUGCGAAAACGUUUCGAAACGUUGAAAGCCCAGAACAAUGUGGCUACGAUUCCCCGUUAAUAAACGGAGCGAUGGCCUCACUACCUACUAUACUCGAAACCGUUGAAGGGUAUUUGAGCAAGUUCGACCAUAAAGCCGCGACGAAAGAUGAUAAGUAUAGUUUCUUUAAGGAAGUCGACGAAUACGAUUACAUCCUGGAUUCAAAAAUGGCUAUCAAGGGGGUUGAGUUUGAUCUUCAAGAGCAUCUCCCAGAUGCUGCUAAGGCGGUAAAGAAGAAGAAUUUGGAUUACGUGACGGUCUCUGGGAUCGAUUAUUUGGUUGAGGUAGAAAAUUCUGGCAUCAAGAACGUCCCAGCAUCGUGGGUUAAGAUCAGCGGGACAAAAAAAGUUUCGAGAUUUCACACACCAGAAGUGCUCAGAUUGCUCCGGGAGAGGGAUCAGAGGAAGGAGACACUUGCAAAUAACUGCGACCGCGCCUUCAAAGAUUUCAUGCUACAGAUAGCUGGUCAAUACCAGGAAUAUAGAGACGUCGUUCAGAGCCUAGCGACGUUGGACUGCUUGGUUUCACUAGCAAACGUAGCUCAAUUGCCUGGAUAUUGCAAGCCUACCAUCACGGACGAUAUUGAGAUUAAAGUUAAGCAGGGACGGCAUCCAAUGGUGGAGCAGCUUUUGAUUGAAACAUAUGUGCCCAAUGAUAUUGACUUGGGAGCAGACCAAAGGAGAACAUUAUUGGUCACAGGACCCAAUAUGGGUGGCAAGAGUUCAUACGUGAGGCAGAUCGCAUUGAUAGCCAUUAUGGCACAGAUUGGUUCUUAUGUGCCCGCUGAUUCUGCAAAGAUUGGCUUAUUGGAUGCGGUAUUUACGAGGAUGGGAGCAUUUGACAACAUGAUGACAGGAGAGUCAACAUUCAUGGUGGAGCUUUCGGAAACUAGCGACAUCCUCAAACAGGCUACCCCGCGAUCGCUUGUGAUACUCGAUGAACUGGGGAGAGGAACUUCAACUCACGACGGAGUCGCAAUUGCAUACUCAGUUUUGGACUAUAUGGUUAGUUCGAUCAAGGCGAUGACGCUUUUCGUUACGCAUUACCCAAUUUUGGCGCAAAUGGAAAAGGCAUAUCCAAGAGAAGUUGUGAAUGCGCACAUGAGGUUCGAGGAGGCAACAGAUGGUAGCGAAGAUAUCACAUUCCUCUACCAAAUUGCGGAAGGGACAGCACAUCGGUCAUAUGGCUUGAAUGUGGCGAAACUAGCAAAUGUGCCACAGGCGGUGCUGGAUACUGCAGCCGUCAAGUCGAAGGAACUCGAGGUGGAGAUAAAAGGUCGAGAAACUGCACGAUGGUUUGCGAAUAUUUUGCAGGGGAACAUAAACACCGAAGAUGGAUUAUUAUCGGAGAUAUCAUCACUAUCGAUAUCUUGA